AUGGUAGAAGAUUGUCAAAAGCUUUGUGUGACGAUCGAUCCUGCUUUGUGUGGGUUUACUAGGGAUGACCACGUUAUAAUUACCGGUAACUUCGACAACUGGAACCCGGGACAAUACGUGUUGGAGUUUGACGCUGAUACAGGAUGUUUCAAGGUUCAAUUGCCCUAUGACGGUGUUAGUGAAACGAUUGUUUGUAAGUUUGUUGUCAACAACAACGAAUGGCAAACCCUUGAUUGUUUCGACAAACAUGUGGACAACAUGGGCCACGAGAAUAAUAUCAUCCAUUGUAAAGCGUGGUUACAACCCAGAGGUGCUAAUGCUAGUGCCGGUGCCGAUGCUGAUGCUGAUGCUGAUGCUGAUAUAGUAAUGGAGGAUGUCGAAUUGGACCUACACCCAUUGAGCAAUUCGGUCUCUCCAUCAGAUCUCCCUAUUGAACAGCUUGAUUUGGCUGCUACCAUCUCAAACAGUGACGAUCACGACUACAUACAUAUCACUUCUCGCGGUGAGUUAAGUUCGUCGGAGGAUGUUGAGUUAGAUCUGAGAACUGCAACUGGCGCUAUUGACGAUAUUCUGAAUCAUGAAAACGGUCAGCAAGGCCAAUCUGCUCAGAGUGCAAAAAGUUCUAAUAACACCGAUUAUCAGUUCUCCCACAAUCCCAUACAUGGACUUGUUGCAAAACUAAGACAUGCAACUACGUAUUGGAAGCGCUGA
This is a messenger RNA of Kluyveromyces marxianus DMKU3-1042, 711 nucleotides long. RefSeq names its product Atg45p (gene ATG45). The coding region runs from base 1 to 711 and encodes 236 amino acids. The transcript has a single exon. Lineage: Eukaryota; Fungi; Ascomycota; Saccharomycetes; Saccharomycetales; Saccharomycetaceae. The record is from RefSeq and is a predicted model, not a curated record.